AUGUUCGAUAAUGAGAUUACUGUAGAUGAUCCAGAUCUAGAUAUAUUUGGGGAUGGGAUUCCUGUAGAAGAUCCCACUCCAGGCAUAUCUGGUAAUGAGAUUCCUGUAAAAGAUCCCACUGCAGGCAUACCUGGGGAUGAGAUUCCUGUAGAAGAUCCAACUCCAGACAUAUCUGGUGAUGAGAUUCCUGUAGAAGAUCCCACUCCAGGUAUAUCUGAGGAUGAGAUUCCUGUAGAAGAUCCGACUCCAGACAUAUCUGAUGAUGAGAUUCCAGUAAAAGAUCCCACUCCAGGCAUACCUGGAGAUGAGAUUCCUGUAGAAGAACCCACUCCAGUUAUAUCUGAGGAUGAGAUUCCUGUAGAAGAUCCGACUCCAAACAUAUCUGGGAUGAGAUUCCUGUGUGGAGCAUUUUCUGAUAUAGUGCCAACUGAUCAGCGCCCCUGGUGGCAAACGCUAGCAAGUACCGACAGAGGGACGGAAGAUGAAUGUGUCUGUGGUAACCACUCUUCCCACCUGUCCACUCGAAUUGUUAAUGGCGAAAGAACGGAUCUAAACGAAUACCCAUUUAUGGUUCUUCUUCUCAUACAACAUAACCAAGUCACCAGUUUGUGUGGGGGAUCUCUCAUAAGUUCGGUAUACGUUUUGACAGCAGCACACUGUGUAACUUCUCGGCAUAACGGAGUCACAGUGAGUCCUGGAGAUGUCAGCAUAUCUGUAGGAGAAAAUAACGUUGAUGUCAUGUCAAUACAAAUCAACAACAUGCUAACUCCUAGUGCCGUGAUUGCACAUCCUCAGUACAAGAAAGAUCUUUUCACGAAUGAUAUAGCACUUAUUAGGCUUAAUGAAGAACUUUCACUAGAUGAAACAGUAAACACUGUGUGUCUUCCAGUGAGCCACCUCUCCUACACUGGAACAACCGCUACUGUGAUUGGAUGGGGACUAACUUCAGCAUUUGGUGAGAUCAGUAAAGAACAGCAGGAAGCAGAUAUUCGUAUCUGGGACCAACAGAAAUGUAAAAAUAAAUGGAUAACUACCGAUGUGGAGAUAGAUUCAUCAAUGAUUUGUGCUGGAGGAGACGAGACUGACUCAUGCUCGGGGGAUUCAGGAGGACCUAUGGUAAUCAAAGAAGAUGGUCGAAUCACAAUUGUAGGAAUUGUUUCAUUUGGUUUAGAAUUAUGUGCUUCAUCUGGAUGGCCAUCUGUGUACACUAGAGUUUCAAGUUUCAUGGACUGGAUAGCAGAAAAUACAAUGGACUCUCCUCCCUGUUACAAAUGAUAGUACAUCUGUUGUCAUAACAACAACAGACUGAACAGUUUUUAAAUAUUGAAUGACUCUACUUCCAACAACUGAUGAAUAAAUGACAAAAUAUCUUUGAUUGAAAAGGCUAUUUCAACAGCAACAUUAAAAACAGAAAAUAUAAGUUUAUGGAUAUUAUAUGCAGAUUACCAGGCACAACCACAUUAAAAAAAAAGUUCAUAAUUAAAUAUGCCUCUCUUCUUU
Molecule: messenger RNA, 1500 nt
Organism: Limulus polyphemus (Atlantic horseshoe crab)
Lineage: Eukaryota; Metazoa; Arthropoda; Merostomata; Xiphosura; Limulidae
Product: chymotrypsinogen A-like
Exons: 8
Coding region: 1-1275 (424 amino acids)
Biological process (GO): proteolysis
Molecular function (GO): serine-type endopeptidase activity
Source: RefSeq, a predicted model, not a curated record